CAAACCUCAGAAGACCAUGAACGUCAAUACCAACAUCAAAGUCCUCAGCAGAUCACUCCACAGCUCCUCUCCCUGCAACACUCUCAUCCCACCCUUCACAUCUCUCCAAUGCGGAGCCAUUCUACAGUCCCUCACCAACACCAAGUCCCUCUCCCAAGGCCACAAGCUCCACGCCCUCAUGUCCACCUCCGGCACCCUCCUCCACAACACCUACCUCUCCACCAAACUCGCCGCUUUCUACGCCUCCUGCGCCCAAAUGCCCCAUGCCCUCCUCAUCUUCCACUCCCUUCCUUUCAAAACCUCCUUCCUCUGGAACUUCAUGAUCAGAGGCCAUGCCUGUAAUGGAGUACGACUUGAUGCCAUCGCGUUGUAUCGCCAAAUGAUUGGGUUUCGUUUGAAGGCUGACAAUUUCACCUACCCUUUUGUUCUCAAAGCCUGCGGCGAUUUGCUGGCUGUGGAGAUUGGGAGGAGAGUUCAUUCCGAGGUGGUGGUGAGCGGGUUCGAGACAAAUCUGUAUGUUGGAAAUGCUCUUCUUGCGAUGUAUAUGAAGUUUGGGGACUCGGGGUAUGCGUGUAAGGUGUUUGACAGAAUGCGUGAGAGGGAUUUGACUUGCUGGAACACGAUGGUUUCGGGUUAUGUGAGGAAUGGUGAGCCGAGGGAGGCGUUGGCGGUGUUUGAGAGGAUGGGGAGGGUGGGAGUGAGGGCGGAUGGGACGACGUUGUUGGGAGUGGCCUCGGCUUGUGGUGAGUUGGUGGCGUUGAGGGAGGGGAAGGCGGUUCAUGCGCGUGUGGUGAGGGAUGGUGGGGAGGUGUGGAAUGAGUUUUUGGUGAAUGCGCUUAUUGAGAUGUAUUGCAAGGGGAAAUGUGUGGUGUAUGCGAGGAGGUUGUUUGAUGGGGUGGAGGUGAAGGAUAAUGUUUCGUGGAAUUCAAUGAUUAGGGGGUAUGAGAGGAAUGGCGAUGUGUUUGAGAGUUUGAGGCUUUUCUGUAGGAUGGUUGUGGAGGGUGUAGAGGAUGAUGAAGUGACGAUUGUGAGUGUGCUUACUAGUUGUGAUCAGAUCAGUGCGUUGCAGUUUGGCAUGUCUGUUCAUUCGUACCUUGUUAGGAAAGGGUUUGGUGCAAAUGUGGUAGUGGGGACUGCUCUAUUAGAUAUGUAUUCUAAGUGCGGGAGUUUGUCUUGUUCGCGUCGUUUUUUUGAUGACAUGCCUAGAAAAAAUUUGGUAUCUUGGAGUGCCAUGAUAUCAGGAUAUGGAGCUCAUGGGAGGGGAGAAGAGGCUCUAUCUUGCUAUCAUGAACUCAUAGCAAACAAAUUUACUCCUGAUGAGGGGCUUCUUACUUCAGUUUUGGCAGCGUGUAGCCAUGCAGGCCUAGUCAAUGAGGGUAAGGAUAUGUUCAAUAGAAUGACCAGAGAACAUAAAGUGAAGCCAACAGUUGCUCACUAUUCAUGUCUGGUCGAUCUUCUCGGCAGAGCAGGGCGCUUAGAUGAAGCAUAUGAACUCAUUCAGACUAUGGAAGUAGAACCCAGCAGUGAUAUAUGGGCUGCACUUCUUUCUGCCUGCAGGCUACAUCCAAAUGUCAAGUUGGCAGAGAUUUCAGCGCAUAAGAUUUUCCAAAUGAACCCUAAAGGAGUGGGUAGUUACAUUUGUCUUUCCAAUAUCUAUGCCGCUGAGAAGCGAUGGGAUGAUGUGGAAAGAGUGAGAGCCAUGGUGAGAAAGAAGGGACUGAAGAAACCACCUGGCUGCACUUUUGUGGAGUUAGACCGGAUGGUUCAUCGGUUUUUAGUCGGUGAUAAGUCGCAUCCACAAACAGAAGAUAUUUAUGCCAAGAUAAAAGACUUGAACCUGCAACUCAGGGAGGUUGGGUACAAGCCUGAUACCUCUUCUGUACUGUAUGAUGUAGGAGAGGAAGUAAAGGAGAAGAUGCUUUGGGAUCAUAGUGAGAGAUUGGCAAUUGCAUUUGCCCUUAUUAACACAAGACCUGGGACCACGAUCAGGAUCACCAAGAAUCUUCGUGUCUGUGUUGAUUGCCACACAGUAACGAAAAUGAUAUCUAAGUUGGCAACUCGAGAGAUUAUAAUGCGUGAUAACCAUAGGUUCCACCAUUUCCGAGAUGGACUUUGCUCCUGUGGUGAUUACUGGUGA
Molecule: messenger RNA, 2137 nt
Organism: Argentina anserina (silverweed cinquefoil)
Lineage: Eukaryota; Viridiplantae; Streptophyta; Magnoliopsida; Rosales; Rosaceae
Product: putative pentatricopeptide repeat-containing protein At3g11460, mitochondrial
Exons: 1
Coding region: 17-2137 (706 amino acids)
Biological process (GO): RNA modification
Cellular component (GO): intracellular membrane-bounded organelle
Molecular function (GO): protein binding; zinc ion binding; RNA binding
Source: RefSeq, a predicted model, not a curated record